Molecule: messenger RNA, 6873 nt
Organism: Blastocystis hominis
Lineage: Eukaryota; Bigyra; Opalinata; Blastocystidae
Exons: 1
Coding region: 1-6873 (2290 amino acids)
Cellular component (GO): membrane
Molecular function (GO): protein binding; G protein-coupled receptor activity
Source: RefSeq, a predicted model, not a curated record
AUGCAGAGCUGCGACAACACGGCAUCGUUCGAAGACUCCGAUUCGUACUCGGUGACUAUCAGCAAUCGCUAUGUGUGGUCCGGAGCGGAGCCUCCGCGUGUUGUGGUCUACUACACGAGCGAUUUGUCCCUCACGCUGAAGGACAUCGCGCUGUUCGACAAGAAGGAAUUCACCGGAAUGACCGGACUGGCCAACCAUCUCUUCCAGAUCGCGGGGUUGGAGCCCUUUACUGAGUACCAGAUCUAUGUGUUCGUGGAGGAGGCCAGCGGAUCGUCGACGGUUCGUCCUCUGGUGUCGAACCGCGUGCUGGCGACCACGUACGGACUGUGUUCGGAUGGCGAUUGGCCUGCUGUGGGUGUGGGCAUGGAGUCGCACCUGAGCUGUACGAUCGGAUACCACGCCUUCUACUGCUCGAAGAGUGCCAACUUCAAUGCGACGUUCACGACGCGGCGCGAUGAUUGUUACUGUCCGGAAGAAACGGUCAACGGGUUCACCUACAACCAGACUGCCUAUGGCGACUAUGUGAUUGAUCCGAUGGGAAAGCGAAUGUGCGGAUGGCGCGGUAUCUGGGAUCCGCUGCCCUCGAUGAACUGUAAGGCGGAGGGACCCUGGCCCGCCACCUACGACGGCCAAUACGCCGUGCUGACCUGUGAUAAUCAAGGAUCUCUGCGACGACUGUGCAGAGCGGGAGAAUGGCAGGAGAUCGAAGACAUGAACUGCAACUGCGGAAGGAGGGAGGAGGACGGCAUCGUGUGGUACCCCGCCAACCGCGAAGAAACGAUGCAGCACGACUGUAUGAGCGGAACGGUCACGCGACGCUGCAGCUUCUACGGACAGUGGGAGGAGCCGAUCGGCCACGACUGCCAGUGCACGGAGGACGGAAUGUGGGGCGUCCAGAACCACAACAGCUCGCAGACGCGGCCGUGCGGUGAGGCGGGAACGCCGGGCAACGUGGUGACGCGUCUGUGCGGAUUCAACGGGUUCUGGGGCGAGGAGGACUUGAGCCACUGCGCCUGCGACCCCAAGACCGAGAACGAAAUCACCUGGGAAUCCACGUUGGUGAACACAGCUGCCUGGAUUCGCUGCGAGAUCGGCUCCAAGGCGCGCAUCUGCGUGCCGUACGGUUUCUGGGACACGCAGAUCGGCGACUAUGGCUGCAUGUGUGCCGCGGAUAUGGGGUGGCCCGACACGCCCUCCGGAACGGAUGUCGCGCUGCCCUGUCCCGAUAACGCCCUCAAGUUCCAGCGACGUCGCUGCAUGCAGAACGGAGUGUGGGGAGACGUGGACGCGAUGGGCUGCUAUGGAUCGUGUCCUGCGUAUGGACGAUUCCCCGUUACGCUGUCUGGAACAACCGCGUCGAUUGCCUGCGAGGAAGGCGGCGGUCGCGUGCUGAUGGACUGUAUGCGGAAGGUGGACGCGAACGGCGAGUACUAUGGAGAAUGGGACUUCGAGUCGUGGCGUGUGGAGGGCGAGUGUCGCUGCAAGAGCGUGGACGAGUUCCCCUCCGCAUUCAUCGAUACCGACUCGGUCAUUCAGUGCGACAGCGGCUCGCGUACGCAGAGGUGCGGCCGAUUCACCGCGCGCUGGGAGAAGCCCGUCAACCACGACUGCAUGUGCACGGUCACGGAUGCUCCCGAGGGAAUGCCGGAGAUCUGGACGCCGCUCUUCGAAACGGCGACGGUGGACUGCGACGUGGGCAGCCGAACGGCGUAUUGCGGCGGCUACGGCCACUACGAGAACAAGGACGCGUCGCAGUGCUUCUGCGGAGCGAACAGCGAUUUCGAGCAGACGAUGGCCGGUGCGAUGGGCUCCGCGAGUUGUUCGGAAGUGGGAAGUCUGGCGCGCGAGUGCUCGGAUUCGGGCUUCUGGGGCGUGGUGGAUUAUUCGGGCUGCUCGUGCCGCGGCCUCGACCAGAUCACUGGCUAUUUGCCUCUAAACUCGACGUACAAUCACGAGUGUCCCGUGGGCGGAUACACUGUCACGUGCAGCGAAACGGGAACGACGGUGCAGGAGCGAACGAACUGCUCGUGCCCCGCGAUGAACGGCUUCCCCGAAACCCCUGCGGGCACGAUCUUCGAGGAGCAGUGCGGCAGCCACUCCAAGACGGCGUACUGUGACCUCUUCGGCGAGUGGAAGAACAUGAACAACACCUGCUUCUGUCCCGCGACCAGCGUGUUCCCCAAGGCGGGCUAUGGCGAAUAUGUGGAUGCCUAUCUGCCGCAGUGUUACAAGGGCUAUUGCAACCCCGACACGGGAGUCACGGAGUUCGACUACUCGGGCUGUAGCUGCGCGGCGAUGGAUCAGUGGCCCGCGAUGGAGCACGGAAUGAACAUGACGAUGGAGUGCGUGACGGGAGGCACCGCGACGGCGGUGUGCGAGAUGGGCGUGCUGCGCGUGAACUACGAUGACUGCAACUGUCUGGAUGACAGCGGAAACGAGGUGGAAGUGGGCGACUAUCUGAACUUCCCGUGCAUGAUCGGCUUUAUUCUGAAGCAGUGCCGAGGCAACAAUACGUGGUUCCAUAUUACCGACUCCUACUGUGGCUGCUCGUCCAACGCGACGGGCCUGGCGCUCUUCGAGAUCAUGGACGCCAACACGACGAAGCAGGUGCCGUGCGGUUCGGGAACGAUGAGCAUCACCUGCGACGCGACGGGCCACUUCGAUCUGGACUCGCUGGUCAAUCAGUGCAAGUGUCCCGCAGAGGACAAGUGGAGCGAAACGGAUGCGGGCGAGUGGGCCAAGAUCACCUGUGUCGACUCCCCCUUGAACGACGCCAAGCGCGAGUGCGGCGAGUUCGGCGUGUGGGGCGAAGCCGUCCUGCCGUGCGAGUGUCCCGCCGACGGCGAGUGGAGCGCCCAGCCCGCUGGAAUCCACGAGAUCGUGUGCGAGAACGGCGCGAAGAUCACGCGUGAGUGCCAAGUGGACGGCUCCUGGCUGCCGCCGAAUGGCUCCUGCAGAGACGACAGCUGUCCCGCGGAUGGCGUGUUCCCCAUCACACCCCAUCUGGGCACCUACACCUACACUUGCGGCAACGGACACGUGAUCGAGCGUACCUGCACAGCGGGCGUCUGGUCGACUGUGGACUGGUCGGGCUGCGGCUGCGCGGCGGACGGCGGCUUUGACGCGGUGGAGUACAUCGAUCCCGACCUGAACUCCAUCACGGCCUUCCUCUCCUGCGGCUACGGGCAGCGCACGCGUCGCUGCACCAGCGGCAUGUGGGAGGCUGUGAACUACGACGACUGCUUCUGUGCGAGCUUCGAAGCCUUGCCGCUCCGACCGGCCAACUCGACCUACAACCGAAUCUGCGGCUCGGGAAGCAUCGACGCGUUCUGCGACACGACCGGUAACUGGACGAUCCUCCAGGACACCUGCGGCUGCGCGGAGGACUCGGACACCGUAGAGGACGUGGUGUUCCCCGCGGUUCUGCGCGGCGAGAGCGUGUCGGUGGCGUGUCUGUCGGGCUCGAUGGAGCGUCGCUGCAGCCGCGCGGCGGAGUGGGAGGCGGUGGACUACGCGGACUGCCGCUGCGUGGCGGAUGGCUGGACGGAGGCGCGGCCUACGGAGGAGGGCCAGCAGGCGUGCGAGGAGGGCUACUUGACCCGUGUGUGCAAGCCGAACGGUCAGUGGGGCGCGAUCAGCUCGGCGUCGUGCGCGUGCGCGGCCAACGAGCUGUUCGACCGCACGGUGGUGAGCGCCUUCGCGGUGCACUACUGCGGAGUCGGGUCGGUGCGCGCGGAGUGCACGGUGUCCGGCUGGGCGAACGAGGAGGACGACGGCUGUUCUUGCGCGGCGACGAGCGAGUACCCGGUCACACCGCGCUACACGAUCAUGGAAGUGCCCUGCGGCGAUCUGUUCGAGGGCAUGAAGCGACGCGAAUGUCUGGCGACGGGAUUCUGGAGCGAGGAGGAGGACGUCUCGCGCUGUGUCCCAUGGUGCAUCGAGGUGGGCGAGUGGCCCGCCACGCGGCCCAACACCACCGUGGUGCUGGACUGUCCCGCAGAGGGCUACCUGGAAGGCUCCAUCACGCGGUACUGCAACCCGAACGGUCUCUGGGAGGCGGGCGUGUCGACCUGCACGCCGCUGAAGUGCGAGGCGGAGGACGGGUUCCCGACGACGCCGUUCAACCAGACGGCCUCGAAGGCGUGUCCGGAGGGCAUGGUGGGCUCGAUCACGCGCCGCUGCAGUCUGGUGGGCAAUACUGCGCAGUGGGAGGAGGUCGAGGACAACUGCCAGGACGCGUUCUGCACGAUCGGAGACAACAGCUAUGCGCACAACGAGACGGUGACGCUGUCGUGUGCGGAGGGCAUGGUGGGUCGGAAGGUCCAGGUGUGCCGCACGGGCGUGUGGGAAGUGCUGGAAGACACGUGCGUGGCGGUGGUGUGCCCCGCGGACGAAGCGGCUGGGUACCCGGAAGGCUACUUCGGUCAAGUGUUCCAUAAGAACUGCGAUGUGGACUACUCGGGCAUGAUCACCUAUCGCUGCAACGCCUAUCAGCAGUGGGAAUAUGUGACGGGUUCCUGCCAGCCCAUCCUGCCGAUGCUGCGUUGUGUGCCGGCCGAUGGCGCGACGGACGUGGCGCUGUCGACGAUGACCGAUGCCAACCAAUACACUGUCUACUGCACGAGCAAUGUGCGCGUGGGCGAGGUGAUCAACGACCAAUUCGAGCACAUGAACAUCCACAUCGUGUUUGAAUUGGCCGAGGCCACGUUCUCCUAUCCCACCACCGCGAUCUUCAUCUCCGACUACACCAUUGGCUUCGCCUUCGAUGGCUCCUUCCCGCCGUCCUGCGAAGGCACGCUUUAUAUCAAUGCCAACAGCUUCGUGUCCCGAAAUGGCCUCACCUUCCCCGCGGAAACCCUCAUAGCGACCUUCUCGACCCGCGCCGGCGUUCCGUUGGCGCCUCCUCCAAUUCUGGAGAGUGCGAUCCGCAUCACGGAAGUGGACUACGCGCACCGCAGCGUGUCUCUGCAGAUCGAUGUUCCCUACAGCAGUGCCAUCUACGAUGAAGCGCAGAUUGCCUUUAUCGGCAGCAAUCUGCAGAGCCAGUUCUUCCAGACGAGUUCCGUGUUCGUUGAGGGCGCUAUUCUGAACAGCGUGAUCCCCAUCACUUGGCGUGUCCGCAAGGGCGCCUACUGGUCCGCCUUCGCGUCCUUCUCCGUCUACCGCCCCGUCGUGCUGCUGCCUCCCUCCGCGCCCGUCGUGGCUUCCUUCGAAGCCACGCAGGUGCGCUGGGUCUGGUCGGCAGGCGAGCUCUUCGGGCAGGCCUUCGUCGGUUACCAUUACCAGCUCUUCGCCGCCGACGCGCUCCUCCAAGAGGGCGACGUCCAGCAACCCGAGCUGUCGCUCUCUCUUGAAGCGGGCGUGGCUUACUCGCUGCGCGUGGCGCUGUGCUCCGCCGCGUGCUCCAUCCUCUCCGAGGCCUCCUCUCCCAUCACCCUCGCCGCGUAUGUCGUCGCGCCCGGCGCGGUGCAGAACCUCGAGGUGGCCGCGCUCUCCUCGACCUCGCUGCGCGUGCAGUGGGCAGAGCCGGCGGAGCUGGGCGGCGCCAGCAUUCGGUACUACGUGGUGCGACGCUCGUCGAUGGCGUCGAUGGCCGUGAUUGAGAGCGAAGUCACCACCACGAACUGCUUCCUGGACUUGCAGAACCUGCAGAACCUGCAGAACCUGCAGCAAGCGCCCAUCUAUCUGAGCGUCGCCGCGUUCAACGGCUAUCUCUCCCGCCAAGAGAAGAUCACCGCGGUUUUGGAGGCGCUGGCUGCGGAGUGGCGGUGGAAUCAGGACGAGGGCAUUGAGUGGGACUCUGCGGUGGCCAUUACUGGAUCCUUCAAUUAUCUCUGUACUGCCACGUGUGAGCUUCGCGCUCCCGCGUAUUCUUCCUUCCGCCGAACCGUCUCGUUCCCCGCGGGACGCGAGGUCUCGUACGUGUUCGACGGUCUGAUCCCCGCGACUUCCUACACGCUGGAGUGCGUCACGAGUGAAGUGGGCAGUGCCGAGUCGAUCACUACGCAAUUCUCCGUGUCUACGAUGGCCACGUCGGAAUUCGUUCCGGUGUUGGUGGUGGACGGCGAGCCAACCUCCUCGCUCACCGUAUCGGUCUCCGUAACCACGAAUCUCCUCGGCGAUCUGGUCUGUUACGUGGCUCCCUACGAAGGUGUGCAGAGUCGACCGGGCUCUCUGGAUCUCUUCCUGUCCAACUGGGCGCAGAACGCCACCGUGGUCUCCGUUACCGAUCCCUUCCGCUUCCUCUUCGCCUACGACGUCACCGGUGCGCUCAUCCGUGCCGACCUCGUUUAUCACGCCUGGUGCGCCGUGGGUCGCGACAUUUCCACGAUCCAGACUGACGGCUCCAUCCGUACCGACUACGUCGUCUUCCCCGAUUACGCCGAUUCCACGAUUUCACGAUCCACGCUGCGGCUGCGCCGCACGCUGCAGACCACGCCGUUCGAAGUGCUCAGCAUCACCCCCGCGGAGUUCGCGCGCGACGUGGACCCCCACAGCGACAUCGUCAUCACCUUCUCGACCCCCGCUGAGCGCGGCCCCGGCUCGAUCUCCCUGCGGAGCAGCCAGAACCACGUGAUCCGCGUGGAGGAGAACGACGUGAGCUGCGUAUACACGAAGUGCACGCUGCGACUGAGCGACGGACUGCUGCCGUUCGAGAAGUAUGUGAUGAAUGUGGAUGCAGAUGCGUUCCUGGCGCAGGGCCAGCCGCUGCAAAAUGAAGUGAAGAACUGGUUCUUCCGGACAGGAGGUGUGCGGUGCGAUACGCGGUUUGUGGGUCGCGGGAUGAGCGAUGCGAAGAUGUGUCAGUGCUUCUCAGUGGAGAAUGCGUGCCAGUGCGAGUGUGGAGAGACAAGCGUGCUGAGAGAGUUGUAA